AUGACAGCUAAUGAAGUCAAACCAAUAUCAGUUCUUCCAACUAUCCGUCCAGCCUUUCAUCACAAACUUCCUCCAGUUCUCGUGUCGGAUGCCAUGAAAACCAUGAAGCUUAGCUGUACAGGAAACCCUCCACCUCCUCAUCGUCAGUUUUGGUAUUCUACUUAUAAACAAAUUGUACAAUCUCGAUAUGUGUUUAUCCUUCAAAACAACAAUCUCAAUGCUCAAGAUCACGUCAAGUUGAGACUGGCCUUUCGUGCUGCUGGAUUAAACAGUCUUGUCGUACGGAAUGCAAUCUUUCGUGCUGCAACUUGCCAUGUUUACGAAACUUUGAACCGUCCUGAUCUGGUCCAUGUCGCUCAAUUGGCAGUCGGCCCAACCAUGGUGGUCUUUACAGAUCUAAACGAUGAAGAAGCGGCUCAUAUAGCGAUUCAAAAUCAUCUUCCUUCAACAUCUGGUAUCAUCUCCACUUUUUCCCACAUCAUUCAGGCUCAAAAAAAAUUGGUCAUGGUGGGUGGUAUUGUUGAAGGCAUUUUGGUGACGGCGGAUUCCUUUAAACAGGUGUUGGAAUUACCCAGUUUACCUCGGUUGCGUGCAGAACUGCUGGGGAUCUUGCAAAGUCCUGCUACCAAACUGGUCACCACGCUUCAACAAACACCUGCCACGCUGGUUGCUAAUUUGAAACAACAUGAACACAAUAUGAUGUAA
This is a messenger RNA of Batrachochytrium dendrobatidis JAM81, 705 nucleotides long. RefSeq lists its product as uncharacterized. Gene Ontology annotation, molecular function: structural constituent of ribosome. The transcript has a single exon. Gene Ontology annotation, biological process: translation. The record is from RefSeq and is a predicted model, not a curated record. Bases 1 to 705 code for a protein of 234 amino acids. Gene Ontology annotation, cellular component: mitochondrial large ribosomal subunit. Lineage: Eukaryota; Fungi; Chytridiomycota; Chytridiomycetes; Rhizophydiales.